AAUUUAUAUCAACUUCUUAUGGAAAAGGGAAAAUUUUUUAUACAAGUUAUUUUCCUAGUUGGAAACGUAAUACUUUACCCUAUAAAUUCACAUUACAAUUAAACUUUUGUUAUAAAAAAAAAAUAAAAUCAUGGCGUUCCCCAUUGAAGUUGAAGACAAUCGUUAUAAACUCUAUGAUGUGUUUUUUUUUAGUGACCGAAUCUUAACGACAGUGACUUCAAAUCCAGACGUAGUAACUAACUGGAUCAGUGGAAUCGAGUAUGUCCAUCGAAGUCGUCUCAAUCGACUCAUAGUAGGCCUCGAUGUAGAAUGGAGACCUAAUUUCACUAGGCACCAAAACAACCCUGUUGCAACUCUACAACUUUGUGUUGGUCGUCGUGGCCUCAUAUUUCAAGUAAUUUAUUGUGAAUAUAUACCUGAAUCGCUGAAGGAGUUUUUGUUGAAUCCUCGUUAUGCCUUUGUUGGUGUUGGAAUUGCUAACGAUAUUGAGAAGCUAGAGGAAGACUAUACGUUACGCGUAAAUAAUAGCGUUGAUCUGAGGGAAUUGGCUGAUUGUAGUUUGAGGAAUGCUGGAUUGAAGAGGCUUUGUCAAGCUGUUUUAGGAAAAGAGAUGGAAAAACCUAAGCAUGUUGCUAUUGGGAGAUGGGAUAAUGAGUGUCUUGAUAAUGAUCAAGUGCAAUAUGCUUGUGUUGAUGCUUUUGUAUCGUUUGAGAUUGGUAGGUGCAUGAUUGCUACUGCAUAUUCAUGAUUGUUUCUAAAAGUCUUUUUUUUUUUUUCUUUUUCGAAUAUGAAUUUAAUUAGACUAUUUUGUGUUUUUGAUUUGUUACCUUGCCCUUCUAAUUUUGGUUUCUUGCAUGAUAUAAUUAAGUCUUUGUACUAUUUUUCUUGCAAUGUUGCCCUUGUGAAACAUUA
Molecule: messenger RNA, 912 nt
Organism: Solanum lycopersicum (tomato)
Lineage: Eukaryota; Viridiplantae; Streptophyta; Magnoliopsida; Solanales; Solanaceae
Product: 3'-5' exonuclease-like
Biological process (GO): nucleobase-containing compound metabolic process
Cellular component (GO): nucleus; cytoplasm
Molecular function (GO): 3'-5' exonuclease activity; nucleic acid binding
Source: RefSeq, a predicted model, not a curated record